UCUGCAAGUAUGAGAGAGAUUCUCCACAUCCAAGGCGGCCAAUGCGGCAACCAGAUUGGAGCAAAGUUCUGGGAGGUUGUGUGUGAUGAGCACGGUAUUGAUCCCACCGGAACUUACCACGGCGACUCCGACCUCCAACUGGAGAGGAUCAACGUCUACUUCAACGAGGCCAGCGGCGGACGCUAUGUGCCGAGAGCGGUGCUCAUGGAUUUGGAGCCGGGUACCAUGGACAGUGUGAGGUCGGGGCCGUAUGGACAAAUCUUCCGGCCGGACAACUUCGUCUUCGGACAAACCGGAGCUGGUAACAACUGGGCCAAGGGACACUACACGGAGGGCGCCGAAUUGAUCGACUCGGUGUUGGAUGUUGUGAGGAAGGAGGCCGAGGGAUGCGAUUGUCUCCAAGGCUUCCAGAUCUCCCACUCCAUGGGAGGCGGGACAGGGUCGGGGAUGGGGACGCUGCUCAUCUCCAAGAUCCGCGAGGAAUACCCCGACCGCAUGAUGCUCACAUUCUCCAUCAUGCCGUCGCCCAAGGUGUCGGACACGGUGGUGGAGCCGUACAACGCCACGCUGUCCGUACACCAGCUGGUGGAGAACGCGGACGAGUGCAUGGCGCUGGACAACGAGGCGCUGUACGACAUCUGCUUCCGUACGCUCAAGCUGACCACGCCCACAUUCGGCGACUUGAACCACCUGAUAUCGGCGACCAUGAGCGGCGUGACGUGCUGCUUGCGCUUCCCCGGUCAACUCAACUCCGACCUCCGCAAGCUGGCGGUCAACCUCAUCCCCUUCCCGCGCCUCCACUUCUUCAUGGUGGGAUUCGCGCCGUUGACCUCCCGGGGGUCGCAGCAGUACCGCGCGCUGACGGUGCCGGAGCUCACCCAGCAGAUGUGGGACGCCAAGAACAUGAUGUGCGCCGCCGAUCCCCGCCACGGCCGCUACCUCACCGCCUCGGCCAUGUUCCGCGGCCGCAUGAGCACCAAGGAGGUUGACGAGCAGAUGCUCAACGUCCAGAACAAGAACUCGUCCUACUUCGUGGAGUGGAUCCCCAACAACGUCAAGUCGAGCGUGUGCGACAUCCCGCCCAAGGGACUGAAGAUGUCGGCCACCUUCAUCGGCAACUCCACCGCCAUCCAGGAGAUGUUCAAGCGGGUGAGCGAGCAGUUCACGGCCAUGUUUCGAAGGAAGGCAUUCCUGCACUGGUACACGGGCGAGGGGAUGGACGAGAUGGAGUUCACCGAGGCCGAGAGCAACAUGAACGACCUCGUGUCCGAAUACCAGCAGUACCAAGACGCGUCCGCCGACGAGGAGGGAGAGUUUGAAGAGGAGGGCGGCGAGGCCGACGGCAAAGGGAGCAAACUUGUCGCCAGGAACAAUCGACAGGAGCUCGACCGAAGGCUUGUGUGUGCCGACGACGCAAACAUUCCCGAGAUCCACCCCGGCUGGGACUGUAUUCCCUGCGUGUAGCCCGGCGAUAGUUGGAGGUACGGGGAUGGAUAUAUCUCCUUGCGGAAUAGAGAUACACGAUAUCUCCGCCUCCAUCAUACAAAGCUGAAGCUCUACCAGUUCAAAGCUC
Messenger RNA from Selaginella moellendorffii, 1573 nucleotides. RefSeq names its product tubulin beta-1/beta-2 chain. Gene Ontology annotation, molecular function: GTPase activity; GTP binding; structural constituent of cytoskeleton. The record is from RefSeq and is a predicted model, not a curated record. Gene Ontology annotation, biological process: mitotic cell cycle; microtubule cytoskeleton organization. Gene Ontology annotation, cellular component: cytoplasm; microtubule. The transcript has 4 exons. Lineage: Eukaryota; Viridiplantae; Streptophyta; Lycopodiopsida; Selaginellales; Selaginellaceae. The coding region runs from base 10 to 1464 and encodes 484 amino acids.